UUGGUACGCUUUUCAACUUCCUGAAGCAGAAUGGCAAGUUCUCAACAAGAUGAAGACUGGCAAUCGACAAAGGCGAUAGUGUUAGAACGAAGCUGUCAUAUGUUUAACAAUCCACUUAUGAGCGAUAUUGAGUUUACUUGUGAUGGGUCCGAGAGGAAAAUCGUCGCGCACAAAUACGUCUUGGCCACAAGUAGCUCAGUAUUUUAUAAGAUGUUUUAUGGCAAACUGCCAGAGACGAAACCAUGUGUUCAUUUGGACGAUAUUAAUGCAGAAGAUUUGGAAGAAUUCAUACGAUUCAUUUACACUGACGAAUGCAAUUUGACAACACAUAAUGCCAUGUCAGUGUUGUACUUAGCCAAGAAGUAUAUCGUGUCUUCGCUUGUUCAGAAAUGUAUUAAAUUUCUCGAAGCCAACCUCGCUGCAGAAAAUGCUUUUACAGUCGUGCAACAAGCAAUUCGAUAUAUCGAGGAAGAUCUUGAGAAGAAAUCCUGGGAUCUGAUUGAAUUGCACACAUACGAAGCUGUCACUUCUGACGCCUUUACUAGCAUUGAUCAAGAGACUUUAGCAAAGUUACUGAAGCGAGAAUCGUUAAACGUCAAAGAGGUUGAUCUUUUCAAUGCAGUCUUAAAAUGGAGCGAAGCAGAAUGUUCGAGGAAGGGAACAGAAGCGAACACAAAGAACAAGCGAACUGUCUUGGGAAAUGCUAUUUAUCAAAUUCGUUUUGCUUCUAUGACCCUUCAAGAAUUUGCUUGGAAUACAGCCGACUCAGACCUACUUACCGCAGACGAAAUGAUUUUCUUUUACCAGAAUUUUAGCGGAGUAGAAAGAGUGUCCGAAGUGUGGAACAUGUCAGAAAGGAAAGCAAAGAAAGAAACUUUUCUAAGAUGCAGUAGAUUUGCUGGACAUGGAAGUUUCGUAUUUGAUGAAUGUAAGCCACUUGCGCACGCAAUAAGUGUAUCGUUUAGUAAGCCAGUGAAAAUCCACGGUGUUCGUUUGCUAGGCGAGGCAGGGAAGAAAUACGAUGUGCGAUUAGAGGUCUACUCUCAGAUCAUCGAAAAUAAAUUUCGUUCACACGAGGAUAGUCCUGGCAUGUCUGGGGUUGACGAUAGUCCUGGCAUGUCUGGAUUUGAUGUCAUGUUGAAUCAAAGUUUAAGCCAAUGUUCCUGUUCCUUUCAAAGCCACCAUAAGUGCCAAGAACCAAGUUAUGAUUUACCACGGAUCGGAUGGUUAAAAGACUGUAGAAAUGAAUGGUGUUACUAUAAAGUUCUUCGAUGUUCCAGAGCUAAAACAUGGGCUAACGUCUGUGGAACGAGGUCAAUUUCAUCAAAUUAUUUUCAGUAUAGUUACUUAACAUGAGACACAUUUUUCUUGCGGUUUUCAAAACAAAUAUUCACUGUAACGCCAUAUAUAGAAUUUACGCAUAUAUAUUGAGGUGGAAUUGGGGGGGGGGGGGCUGGUACCAAAUUAAUUAAAAUUGAGACGUUCUCAGACCAAAUUAUGUUAAUAGUAUAAACCUAUUAGUACUCAGUAGUAGGCUAUCAUAUAUCGUGCGUUCUGAUUGGCUACGCUACUAGUAGGUUUUACAGUAGUAGGCUUUUAAUGAUAGCCUAUACUAGUAGCAACAAGCGGCAAAGAGCGUGAGAGUCAAUGGCCGUUUUUAAGUAUUAAUAAUGGCCUAAUUUUUGUUCUGGAUUACACACAGUCAAAGACUCUUGGAAACUGCUGACACAUACGGUAAAAUUUUAAAGUUUUCUCAAUUUUGCUCAUAGUUUUGAACAUAGAAGUGACAGGCGAUUUUUUAAUUUAAAAUAUAUGCACAAUGUUUGUUAAUAUUCCAACCAGAAUCGUUGAAAUUGAACAAUACUUUGUAGGUACUUACCCCUAUUUUCUCAACCUCUUUAGUAUAUGCCUGUUUUAAGAACGAGUUCAUGUAUUUAGC
Molecule: messenger RNA, 1939 nt
Organism: Paramuricea clavata
Lineage: Eukaryota; Metazoa; Cnidaria; Anthozoa; Malacalcyonacea; Plexauridae
Source: the annotation of a GenBank genome assembly